Messenger RNA from Chelmon rostratus (copperband butterflyfish), 2313 nucleotides. RefSeq names its product ankyrin repeat, family A (RFXANK-like), 2 (gene ankra2). The transcript is spliced from 9 exons. Gene Ontology annotation, cellular component: nucleus. Lineage: Eukaryota; Metazoa; Chordata; Actinopteri; Chaetodontiformes; Chaetodontidae. The record is from RefSeq and is a predicted model, not a curated record. The coding region runs from base 140 to 1084 and encodes 314 amino acids. Gene Ontology annotation, molecular function: protein binding. Gene Ontology annotation, biological process: regulation of gene expression.
AUUGCGCAUGCGUACUUCUAUCAAAACACCGAUAGAAGAGGAAUGACCGCAUGAGGGUAUUCAAGUAAAACGAUGCAGUUUCGAGCGUGCAGUGAUUUCAGUGUAACAUCAGUGUGACAGUUUAGUGUGCGAGCAGAGGAUGGACAACGAUACCGUCUCAGCCUCAGAUGGGACAGCAGAGUGCCCCCUGGUUCCUGAGGACAUGGAGGGGAUCUGUGUAAUGCCCGAUUUGGGUGCGAUUAAGACUGAGCAGUCGACAGGAGAUGACCCAGGCACCCAAAAUGUGGCCAUGGGCAUCAAAUUCAUCCUGCCCAACCGCUUUGACAUGAAUGUUUGCUCAAGAUUUGUGAAGUCGCUCAACGAGGAGGACAGCAAGAACAUCCAGGACCAGGUCAACUCUGACCUGGAGGUGGCUUCUGUUUUAUUUAAAGCUGAGUGCAAUAUCCAGACCUCACCGUCCCCGGGUAUACAAGUGCGCCAUGUUUACACGCCAUCCACCACCAAACAUUUCUCCCCCAUCAAGCAGUCCACCACACUCACCAACAAACACCGUGGCAAUGAAGUUUCUUCCACACCUCUUUUGGUGCAUUCUUUGUCUAUUCAUCAGCUCGCAGCCCAAGGUGAAAUGGUGUUUCUUGCCAGCAGGAUUGAACAAGAGACCGUGAUCAAUCUCCAAGAUGAGGAAGGCUUUACCCCGCUGAUGUGGGCGGCUGCACACGGACAAAUCGCUGUUGUCGAGUUUCUGCUCCAGAAUGGUGCUGACCCGAACCUCCUGGCCAAAGGGAGGGAAAGUGCAUUGUCCUUGGCCUGCAGUAAGGGAUAUACUGACAUUGUGAAGAUGCUCAUUGACUGCGGUGUGGAUGUCAAUGAAUAUGACUGGAAUGGAGGAGCCCCUCUGCUGUAUGCUGUCCACGGGAACCACGUGCGCUGUGUGGAAAUCUUGUUAGAGAGUGGUGCUGAUCCCACCAUUGAGUCAGAUUCUGGAUUCAAUGCAAUGGACAUGGCUGUAGCUAUGGGCCACCGGAAUGUUCAACAGGUGAUGGAAGCACACUUGCUGAAGUUACUGAUGGGAAUCAGAGAAUGAACUGUGACACUUGUGGAAAACAGAUACCAAGGCACAACGCUGGGCUCUGGACAAUCAUGUAGCGCGUCCAGGCUGUCAGCCAACGGGAAUAUUUUGUUCCAUUAAGUCACAUUUUCAGCAGCGUCACAUCAUAUCGAUGUUAUGUUGUUGGUGUGACGCACAUGAAGGUUUGAGCUAUGUGAAUUUUCAAUUUUAAGCUUCUUUCAAAGCAUUUUACUCUGCACUUUUUCACAUUGUACAUGGAGUAGCAAAUCUGAUCUAGAUACACUGGCAGAUUUUCAAAGACCAGACGUGUCAAGUCGAGUUCUUCACUGCAAACCAAGGUGCACUGCACUCCACGCGUGUCGUGCUGCAAAAUGUGCAGUGUAGGAUUGAGUUUGCUUUAACCAAGCAUGGAGGUUUUGUUUUGAAUCUUUAAAUAUUGUGUUUUGUAUUGAAUGCCAUCACUGGCUGCUCCAUCCUUUUCCUGUCAUGGCAAGUGUUUUUUCUAAACCAACUUAUUAAUCCUGAUAAUAAACGUAAUGUAGUACAUUGAAUUGCCUCACUUCAUACUGUCUGGUCUUCAUAGUGAGCAGACUACAGUGGGUGGAUUGAAAAUCCGUUGCUACAGACUGGAAUGCACACGGUACGGACUGAUUUUAUGACACCGCCAAGCUGUUUGUUGAUGCUGAAGGUCUUUGUGUUGGUUGUACUAAGUUUAUUUAUUUGAAUAUUUUGGAUUGUGUCGUAAUGUUCUAAAAUUCUCAUACUGAUGUACAGUGAGUCUGUUUUGUUCCUCUGUAUUGUGAUACUAAUGUGUUGUGAUCUCAUGCCUCAUUUAAGUGUCCACGAGGUGAUUGUGGUGCUGUUUGGGUUUUAUACCAGUCAUACUGUAAGUGGUGUAACAAGAAAUAACUUGUAUUGACCUCAGUAUAAGACAUCAUUCUGUACAGAUAUUUAUCUGAUUGCAAGUCAAAAAGGUCAAACUACUGUUUAUAGUCAUUGAAAUGAAGCUGUUAUUUAAUUAAAAGAUCUUUUUAAAUGCCAUGUAACAGUCUUAUGGAGAGAAUAUACACUUAUUUAGUGGCUAUUGGCUACUGUAGAUAACGGAGGAGAAAAGUCUGUGGCAAUGAAUGUAAAGCUAUUGAUUAUACACGAGUUAAGAAUCUAAUAAUGGUAUCUUUAAAUAACAGUGGAAAAUAUAUGUUCAGUCACAAUUGUGCACCAAAGAACUUUAGCUACACGAUUUA